Molecule: messenger RNA, 832 nt
Organism: Chinchilla lanigera (long-tailed chinchilla)
Lineage: Eukaryota; Metazoa; Chordata; Mammalia; Rodentia; Chinchillidae
Gene: Tmem205
Product: transmembrane protein 205
Exons: 4
Coding region: 226-795 (189 amino acids)
Source: RefSeq, a predicted model, not a curated record
GCCGUCUGCCGCCUGAGAUCCGCGCCCAGCGCCCCUGUCACCGGCUGCGGGUGCUGAGGACUGAGUUCUGGGUUCCCCCGCGGGCUCGGGGUCCUGGGCAUGAGUUUCGGGUUCCCGUGAUUGGAGGGGGUCGUGGGGUCUUCCUGGGUCCUGCUGUGAGAGGCGAGGUCUCGGCGUUGGAGCAGGACCCCUGGGCCGGUAUUUGGGGGUCCCUGGGGACGCAUCAUGGACGGAAGCGGAGACGCGGGAGGCCUGGUGAAGGUGGCCCACCUGCUGGUCCUGUCGGGAGCCUGGGGCAUGCAAAUGUGGGUGACUUUCGUCUCAGGCUUCCUGCUUUUCCGAAAUCUCCCCCGGCACACCUUCGGCCUGGUGCAGAGCAGGCUCUUCCCGCUCUACUUCCACAUCUCCGUGGGCUGUGCCUUCGUCAACCUCUGCACCGCGGCUUCCCAACGUGCCUGGGUUCAGUUUACAUUCUGGGAGGCCAGCCAGUGCUGCCUCCUGUUCCUGAGCCUCGUGCUGGCUGCCAUCAACGCCCGCUGGCUGGAGCCUCGCACCACGGCCGCCAUGCGGGCUCUGCAGAGCGUGGAGAAGGAGCGAGGUUUGGGUGGGGAGGUGCCGGGCAGCCUGCAGGGCCCCGACCCCUACCGCCAGCUGCGGGACAAGGACCCCAAGUACAGCGAUCUCCGCAAGAACUUCUUCCACUACCAUGGUCUGUCCUCGCUGUGCAACCUGGGCUGCGUCCUGAGCAACGGGCUCUGCCUGGCCAACCUGGCGCUGGGUCUCCGGAGCCUCUAGCACGGGCCCUGCAUGUCAAUAAAUGCUUCCUUGGAAA